Messenger RNA from Manihot esculenta (cassava), 8283 nucleotides. RefSeq lists its product as uncharacterized. The transcript has 7 exons. NCBI's taxonomy places the organism in Eukaryota, Viridiplantae, Streptophyta, Magnoliopsida, Malpighiales, Euphorbiaceae. The record is from RefSeq and is a predicted model, not a curated record. Bases 549 to 7895 code for a protein of 2448 amino acids.
AAAAUCAAGGGGAAGAAACAAGAAGACAGAAAAACCAUCGCCUAUUUUGCUCUCGUGCUCUUGCUGCUCUCCGUGUUUCUCUCUCCCUCCCUCUCCUCUCUGGUUUCAGUAGGGCUUCUCUCUGACCUUCCUCUCGUCGUACUCCUUUCCCCGCGGCGCAGGUUAUUGUCUUCGUGUCUAUCUUACGCCCCCCGGAGGUAAGCUACAUCUCCUAUACACCCCUUCUUCCUCCAUUUCAUUAUGAUCUGCCUCCUGAAAACUAGAAGUGAAGAAAUAAGAGAACCCACUUUCACGAAGCGAAAUUAAACCAAAAUCGCUGUCACUGCAAUUUUUCUAAUAUUAUGAUUUGAGAUUAUUUAUUUAUUUGUGUUGAUCAGGUUUAGAGGGAAUUUCUGCUUUCUGGGGUUUGAUUCGUGUGAUCUUCAUUUACGAUUAGAUCUGUUACGAUAGAGAAAGGUACAAUUUUUUGCUCGAGAGUGGAAUAAUAUUAGGCUUAGAUCCGAGGCCACCAAACGGGUUGAUAAUCUGGUGGUGGGUGGGGCCCUGAGAUGGCCAAUCCCGGAGUCGGGAACAAGUUUGUUUCUGUGAAUCUCAAUAAAUCCUAUGGUCAGCAGCAGUAUCAUCAGCAUCAUCAUAAUAAUCAGCAUCAUUCAAGCUCUUAUGGGUCGAACCGCAAUCGCUCUGGUGGAGUUGGAGGAGGGAUGGUGGUGCUUUCACGGCCUCGUAGCUCGCAGAAGGCUGCUGGGCCAAAACUUUCUGUUCCACCCCCCUUGAAUCUGCCUUCUCUGAGAAAGGAGCAUGAGAGGUUUGAUUCCUUGGGAUCAGGUGGUGGACCUGCUGGAGGUGGUAUUGGGAGUGGGCCUCGCCCUGGUUCUUCGGGUACCGGCUGGACUAAGCCUGCCACUAUUGCCAUACAGGAUAAAGAAGUAUUUGGUAUUGGUGGUGAUCAUUCAGCUGAUGGCACUAGUAGUAACAAUGGGAUUGAUCAGGGAAUGCCUGUUAAUGGGUUCAGUGGGGGGAGUGUUAAUAGUGUGUAUACUCUGCCUUCUGCUCGGUCAGUGGUGCCUUCAGCUUCUGUUCCUUGUCGGGGUUCCCUGGUGACAGAGAAAGUCACAGUUUUGAGAGGUGAGGAUUUCCCUUCAUUACGCGCCACUUUGCCAGCCACUUCUGGGCCUGAAAAGAAACUGAAAGAUGGUUUGAAUCAGAAACAGAAGCAGGUAGCGGGUGAGGAGUUGGCUAAUGAGCGGAAUAGUUCCCAAUUGAGCACACUUGUUGAUAUGCGGCCACAAUUGCAGUCAAGGAGUAACAUUAACUAUAGGUUACAAGAGAAUGGUGCUGAAAUUCAUGGUUGGGGUGGUUCAGUCAUGCCUGAGAAAGACCAAAUGCGGGAAGACUACUUUUCAGGACCAUUACCUUUAGUUCGGUUGAACCCAAGGUCAGAUUGGGCAGAUGAUGAGCGUGACACAGGGCUUGGUUUGGCUGACCGUGGCAGGGAUAAUGGAUUUUCCAAGAGUGAAGCUUACUGGGAUAUGGAUUUCGAUUUCCCAAGGCCUAGUAUUUUGCCACAGAAACCAGGGAAUAAUCUCUUUGACAGGAGAGGGCAACGUGACAAUGAAACUGGGAAGAUAUCUUCUAGUGAAGUCACUAAAGUCGAUAGUUAUGGGCAUGAUGUGAGAAUGUCUAGCCUAGAGGGACGGGAAGGAACCUCACGGAGAGCUUCUUCGCCUAUUUCAAAAGAUGGAGUUGGUGUUCAAGAAGCUGGGAAUGAAAAAAAUGGUGUUGGCGGAAAGCCAUCUACUCUGAACAGAGAAACCAAGGAGAAUAAGUACAUCCCAUCACCUUUCCGAGACAAUGCACAUGAUGAUGCUGGAAGGAGGGAUUCAGGGUAUGGACAAGGUGGGAGGCAGCCCUGGAAUAAGAUGGAUUCUUUUGGUAAUCGAUGGCCUGAAUCAAAUGCUCGAGAGCGUCAUGGAAGUGAACAAUACAACAGAUACAGAGGAGAUACUUACCAGAGUAACUCCAUAUCCAAAUCGUCAUUUUCUUCAGGUGGUAAAAAGCUCCCAAUUAAUGAUCCCAUACUGAAUUUUGGUAGGGAUAAGCGAUCAUCCUCAAGGAAUGACAAACCUUAUCUAGAGGACCCCUUCAUCAAGGAAUUUGGGACUGCUGGUUUUGAUGGACGGGAUCCCUUUUCUGGGGGUCUUGUUGGGCUGGUUAAGAAGAAGAAAGAUGUGCUUAAACAGACUGAUUUUCAUGACCCUGUUCGGGAAUCUUUUGAAGCUGAACUUGAGAGAGUUCAGAAGAUGCAGGAAGAAGAGCGGCAGCGAAUAAUGGAAGAACAUGAAAGAGCUGUGGAUCUUGCUCGGAGAGAAGAAGAGGAGAGAAUGCGGGUGGCUAGGGAACAAGAAGAACGGCAAAGAAGGUUGGAAGAAGAGAGACAGGAAGCCAUGCGGAGAGCUGAAGAAGAGAGAUUGGAAGCCAUGCGGAGAGCUGAAGAACAAAGGAUAGCUAGAGAGGAGGAGAAACAAAGAGUUCUUUUGGAGGAGGAGAGGAGGAAGCAGGCUGCUAAACAGAAGCUUUUGGAAUUGGAGGAAAGGAUUGCAAAGAGGCAUGCUGAUGAAGCAAAGUGUGUUAGCACUAAUUCUUAUGGUGUUACAGACGAUAAAUUGUCAGGGAUGGUAGCAGAGAAGGAUGUUUCCAAGGUGGUAGAUAUGGGUGAUUGGGAAGAUAGUGAAAGGAUGGUAGACAGGAUCACAACCUCAGCAUCUUCUGAUUCCUCAGGAAUGAAUAGGCCAUUUGAGGUGGUAUCUAGGCCUCACUUUCCUAGAGAUGGUGCUUCCCUCUAUUUGGAUAGAGGGAAAGCUGGGACUUCAUGGAAGAGGGACUUACUUGAAAAUGGGAACAGCUCUACUUUUCAUUCACAAGACCAGGGGAAUGGUCAUCGCAUUCCUAGGCGAGAUACAUCUAUUGGUGGAAGAACAUUUCUUAGAAAAGAAUUUUAUGGUGGACCUGGAUGCAUCCCAUCUAGGGUUUAUCAUAAAGGAGGUGUUUCAGAUACUCAUAUGGAUGACUUUAGUCAAAUCAAGGGUCAGAGGUGGAAUAUGCCAGGGGAAGGAGAUCAUUAUGGUAGAAAUGCAGAGAUUGAAUCUGAAUUUCAUGAUAACCUUAGUGAGAGGUUUGAUGAUGCUGGAUGGGGACAUGGUCGAUCUCGUGGCAGUCUCUAUCCUCCAUACCAUGAACGAGUGUAUCAAAAUCCAGAAGCAGAUGGCCUCUAUUCCUUUGCAAGGUCACGGUAUCCCAUCAGGCAGCCUAGUGUUCUGCCCCCCCCUACAAAUUCAAUGCUCAGAAAUUCCUACAGAGCUGAGAAUGACUGUCCUGGCCCCUCAUCUUUUUCAGAAGGUGAGAUGCAGUACACUCAUGGAGCAAGAAAUGAAUCUUCUGUGCAGACAGGGUAUGACAGUGGCCACCAAGAGAAUGUUAGACGGACUGUUAGAAUUAAUACCCAGCAAGAACAUGCUGAUAAUGAAGUGCGCAAACUAGACAGGAACUCAGCAAGAUGUGAUUCACAGUCAUCACUUUCUGUUUCAAGCCCUCCUGAUUCUCCAGUUCAUCUAUCUCAUGAUGACUUGGAUGAAUCUAGAGAUUCUCCAACAUUAUCUGGUAGUGAAGGUAAAAACAUUUCCUUAUUGGAACAAGGGAAUGAAUGUACAACCUUACCCUUUGAAGCUGAGAAAGAUAAUAUGAUGAGUGGCUCAAGUGUUGUCUCUACUGGUGAUGAAGAAGAAUGGACUAUUCAGAAUGAUCAGCAAUUGCAGAAACAAGAAGAAUAUGAUGAGGAUGAAGAUGGUUAUGAUGAAGAAGAUGAAGUUCAUGAUGGAGAAGCUGAGGAUAUUGACCUUGCCCAAGAUUUUGAUGGUCUGCAUGUAGAGGAGAAAGAUUCUACUGAAAUGAUGGACAACUUGGUUCUUGGAUUCAAUGAGGGCGUAGAGGUUGGGAUGCCAAAUGAUGAUUUCGAAAAAAGCUUGAGGAAGGAAGAAACCAAUUUUGUAAUUCAACAAAUUUCUGCAGAAGAACAAGGAUUCUUUGAUGGGAUGCACACUGAUGGACCUAGCCAUCAGCCUGUGGAUGGUUCUGCUCAAGUGAGUGUUGACAAUACUUCCAGUAUCUUCCAGGAAACAGAGAACGCAAUGCAAGAUUUGGAAAUUGAACCUAAAAAUGCUCAAAAAACAUCGUCUGAACUUAUGGAUCAUGUGGAUGGUUCUAUUAGUUUUGGUUUGUCCCCUCAGCCCCAAGUCCCAUCUUCUUCCGGUCAGACUGUCCUGUCCAGUGGUCCCUCUGUUCUUGGUCAGCCUGAGGUAGCUGUUAAGCUCCCUUUUGGGUUGUUUUCUGGCCCUUCUCUGAUACCGUCACCUGUCCCAGCCAUACAGAUUGGUUCCAUACAGAUGCCUCUUCAUCUUCAUGCAUCUGUUGGCCCAUCCAUUACUCAAGUGCGGCCAUCACAACCUCCUCUAUUCCAGUUUGGUCAGCUAAGGUAUACAUCUCCUAUUGCACAGGGGAUAUUGCCAUUGGCUCCACAAUCAAUGUCCUUUGUUCAGCCGAGUGUUCCAACUAAUUUUCCUUUGAAUCAGAAUGUGAGAGGUCAUCUUCCUAGUCAACCUGGGCAGGAAACUUCUGCUCAUAAUCUAAUGGGAAGUGAUAUUUUGUUUGUUUCAAUGGAUAAUCAACCAGGUCUACCUCGGAGCUUAGAUGUAUCUCAUGGUCUAUCUUCAAAAGAGGGAAGCUCUUAUUCCACAAGAGAAAGUUCUGAUAGCACUGUAAAACUGCUGCAGGGCCAAGGAGAGCUUUCUCACAUAAAUGAUAGCAAUUCUAGGUCUGAAUCAGGAUUUCAAGUGGAAGAUGUAUCUGUGAAAAAUGCCAAAGCCUUGUCUGCUGAAGAAUUGGAAAGCCAGCCUCAAACUGUGGCAACAUCGUUGCGGUCGGUUCCUAAAGAAAAAGCUAUAGUUACCUCAAGAGUUCGGGGUGUAUCAUCUGGAGGGAGAGGGAAGAGAUAUGUCUUUGCAGUGAAAAACCAUGGCUCAAAAACGUCAGUACAAGAUUCCAAAAAUUCUCACCAAGAAUCCAGUGGAUUUCAUAGACCUCGACGCCAACGAACUGAAUUUCGCGUUCGGGGAAGUGCUGAUAGGAGGCAAUCUUCUGGACUUGUUUCAUCUAUACCAUAUGGGGUUGAUGAUAAGUCUAAUAACAGUGGCAGGGGUUCUGGAGAAAAAAGUGUCUCAGGGAGGGUGGUUGUGCCUAAUAGACCAACAAAACAGAAAUUUGAAUCAGAAGGCUUGAGUUUGCAGUCAGCUAGUUCACAGGAGGUAGAUUCAGGAAGGAAGCCGGAAAAGGGUGCUGGAAAAGAAACUUUGAGAAUGAAUCAGAGCAUUUCACAUCAUGGAGAAGAUGUUGAUGCACCUUUGCAAAGUGGAAUUGUACGUGUUUUUGAGCAACCUGGUAUAGUGGCUCCUAGUGAUGAUGAUGAUUUUAUUGAGGUGAGAUCAAAGAGGCAAAUGUUGAAUGAUCGCCGUGAACAGAGAGAGAAGGAAAGCAAAGCAAAGUCUCGGGUCUCAAAGAUGCCACGAAAACUUCAUUCUACCUCACAAAGUACUGUUGCAUCUGUCACCUCAAACAAAGUUUCUGUAUCAGUUGGUGGAGAAGCCAACAGUAUUCACAUUGAUUAUGUUGGCACCGAUGGGCAUGGCUUGGCAAAUGGUGAAGUUUCUGCAGGAAAUAGUGCCCCUAUAGUGUCCCAACCAUUGCUGCCAAUUGGCUUUCCUGCUGUGAAAACUGAUGUCCAGGCUGAUUUAAGAUCCCAAAAAAUCAAGUCCUUCCAAACAAGCUCCAUACCUGUUGGAUCUGGUAAUGUGAAGAACCUUGCAUCAGGCUUAAUGUUUGAGAACAAGAAUAAGGUUCUGGAUAAUGCCCAAACAUCUUUGGGCUCUUGGGGCAAUUCCCGGAUUAAUCAACAGGUUAUGGCCCUAACACAGAAUCAACUUGAUGAAGCUAUGAAGCCUGCACAGUUUGAUACACAUUCUUCUGUUGGAGAUCCUUCUAAAUCAGUUGGUGAGUCCAGCUUGCCUUCCUCAUCCAUCUUGGCCAAGGACAAGUCGUUUGCUUCUGCUGUGAGUCCAAUCAAUUCCCUGCUUGCAGGGGAGAAGAUUCAAUUUGGUGCUGUCACAUCUCCAACAAUCCUCCCACCUAGUAGCCGUGUUGUUUCUCAUGUGAUGGGCCCUCCAGGUCCUUGUCGGUCAGAUAUUCAAAUUUCUCUUAAUCUAUCUGCACCUGAAAAUGAUUGCUCUCUUUUCUUUGAAAAAGAGAAAUGCGCCGAUGAUUGUGCUCGUUUGGUAGAUUGCGAAGCUGAAGCAGCUGCCUCAGCCAUUGCUGUUGCAGCCAUAAACAGUGAUGAGAUUGUUGGGAAUAGACUGGGUGCAGGCCUUGUAUCUGCUUCAGAUUCCAAAGGUUUUGGUGGUGCUGAUAUUGAUGGAAUAACAGCAGUUCUGGCAGGUUUAUCAGGCGAUCAGCAUUUAGCCAAUCAAUCAAGAGGUGAAGAGUCUCUUAGUGAUGCACUUCCUGCUGAUCUUUCUGUCGAGACACCACCGAUGUCUUUGUGGCCUCCUUUACCAAGUCCACAGAAUUCUUCUAGCCAGAUGAUUUCUCAUGUCCCAGGAGGUCCAGCUUCCCAUUUCCCAUUCUAUGAGAUGAAUCCAAUGUUGGGGGGACCUAUCUUUGCUUUUGGGCCCCAAGAUGAGUCUGCAUCUUCCCAAUCACAGCCUCAGAAGAGUAAUGUUUCAGUUUCAGGUCCAGUUGGGACCUGGCAACACCAUUCUGGUGUAGAUUCAUUCUAUGGGCCUCCAUCAGGUUUCACUGGCCCUUUCAUCAGCCCUCCUGGAGGCAUUCCAGGGGUUCAAGGUCCUCCACACAUGGUUGUAUAUAAUCAUUUUGCACCAGUUGGACAGUUUGGACAAGUUGGCUUGAGUUUCAUGGGUACCACCUAUAUUCCAUCUGGGAAGCAACCUGAUUGGAAGCAUAACCCUGCUUCUCCGAUGGGUGUUAGUGAAGGGGACAUGACUACUUUGGAUAUGGUUUCUGCACAGCGCAAUGCCACCAACUUGCCAACUCCUAUACAACAUCUUGCACCGGGAUCGCCUCUCUUGCCUAUGGCAUCUCCUCUGGCCAUGUUUGAUGUUUCUCCCUUCCAGUCCUCCCCUGACAUGUCGGUCCAAGCUCGAUGGUCCCAUGUUCCUGCAUCACCUCUUCAAUCUGUUUCUGUAUCAACAUCAUCGCAGCAACAGGCAGAAGGUCAACUUCCUUCUCAGUUUAGCCAUGGGAAAGCUGUUGACCAACAAUUAAUAAACAGGUUCCCAGAGUCUCAGAUAACUAUGCCCACUGAUAACACCCAGAACUACCCCACAGCUACUGAUGCAAGUGUCACCCAGUUACCAGAUGAACUUGGGUUGGUAGACUCGUCAAGAUCAAUUAAUGCUGGUACUUCAACACAGAGCACUGUUGCUAAGAGUUCGUCUGCUGGCAACAUUUCAGAUGCUAGCAAGACUGAUGCUGUGCAUAAUGGUAGUGGAAGCAACAGUAGCAGCAGCCAGAGUACGAGUUCUGCUUUCAAAAUGCAGCCUUCCCAUCAGAGGAGUACCUCUGCCCAGAAUUACAGUAAUUCCUCAGGCUAUAAUUAUCAAAGAGGAGGUGGAAUCUCUCAGAAGAAUAGUUCCGGGGGUGAGUGGUCUCAUCGUAGGGUGGGAUACCAAGGAAGGAAUCAAUCUUUGGGUUCAGAAAAAAGCUUUCCUUCAAAGAUGAAGCAGAUUUAUGUGGCUAAACCGACUGCUAGUGGAACACCAAUGGCUUCAUGAGUAGAAUAUUAAAUGAGGUUUCUGGAUUUAGAAUAGAAAGCAGCAGAGACUGAAGCAUCUUUCCAGUGAAAAUUUUGUUUUUGUUCUAAUUUUUUAUCAAACAAAAAUUUCAGCAAGGGGGGAGUUUGGGAUUUAGGUCUCUGAUGAAAGUUUGGCUGAGCUGGUUGAGCACGUCUGUUCUUGAUCUUGCUAGUGUGCUGGUUGGCUUGAUUAUGCUAUUUUGUGUGCUAGCUAGGAGUUGUCAUUUUUUUAGCCGUCUCUUUGUUGGCUGCACAAGCCUAAUAGUAAGUCGUGAUGUAUUAAAAUUAUCGAGGAGCCAGCUGAUUUAUUCUUGAUGCCACUGACGAUAAUGAUAAAUAUGUGGGCUAUAGGAAGUGCCUUCUCUUAA